Molecule: messenger RNA, 622 nt
Organism: Erpetoichthys calabaricus (reedfish)
Lineage: Eukaryota; Metazoa; Chordata; Cladistia; Polypteriformes; Polypteridae
Gene: cox7a2l
Product: cytochrome c oxidase subunit 7A-related protein, mitochondrial
Exons: 3
Coding region: 91-441 (116 amino acids)
Biological process (GO): mitochondrial electron transport, cytochrome c to oxygen; regulation of oxidative phosphorylation; mitochondrial respirasome assembly
Source: RefSeq, a predicted model, not a curated record
UCACGCGACGCGCGCAGGUCCUCGCUCUUCGCUUCCGCCUCGGUGUGUGCCGACACUUGUGUUUCUGGCUUCUGGACCUGACACAGUGACAUGUUCUACAGGUUCGAUGGGUUCACCCGGAGGCUGGCUGGGCCAGUCACCGCCGAGGUUUACUGUCCACAGGGUCUCCGGCCAGUUGCACCUUCAGAAGCCCCAAAGUUAAUAUUUGCCACGCCGGCAAAGAUGGCGUCAGAGGCUGGGAUGGCUGAGCAUUACCUCGGUGUUAACAGAGUUCCUGACUUGCAGAAGUUAUUUCAGAAAUCCGAUGGAAUUCCUGUCCAUUUGAAGAGGGGUGUCCCAGACAAGCUGCUCUACCGAACCACCAUGGCAUUAACAAUAGGAGGAACCAUCUACUGUCUAGUAGCUCUCUACAUUGCAUCCCAGCCCAGGAAUAAAAAGUGACUGGCAUCUUGCACCCGUGAAACCCAGGAAAGCAAAUGCAAUGACUCGAACUUCAGUGUUUCAAAAUGGGGAAAGGUUUAAAAACCAAGUAAGAGAAUUUCAGGUGACAAACAUCAAAACAAUUCACUUAUGUCUGAUUUUUAAAGUUAAGGUUCACUGUGUAAUGAUAACUUGGGGGAGG